AUGGCAGCCGACGGACCGGGAAUGCUCUUUGUUACCAUGCAACCCCAUCAGGGGUUGUCGGCGGACCAGUUCCACGAAUGGUACAAUAACGAGCAUGGCCCGACACGCCUGCGUCUGCCGCAUAUCUUCACGAAUGGACUUCGAUAUCGCGCCACCGACGACCAGGAGCCGCAAUUCCUAGCCGUGUACGAUGUGACGUCCAUGGCGCACCUCGAGACGCCCACCUACACCGAUUUGCGGGCGAACCGUUCCCCGCGUGAAGCAAACACUAUCGCCAAGGUUGACGUCAACCGCAAAUUCUUUGAUCUCGUGGCAACGCAGCAGAGCCCCUUAUUUUUACCCAUCGAGAAGCUAACAGACGCCGAGGCAGAGGGGCUUGUUCUCGUAUCGGUCGAGAUCUCGCUUCGCUUGGGCGUCGAGGACGCGGAGCAGGCUGUAAUAGAUUGGUACAAGGAAGAGCACAUCCCAAUGCUCUCCAAGAUCCCAGGGUGGCUACGCAGCCGUGUCUUCCGCACACCUUCCAUCAUUGAGGGUCAAGCUAGCGAAGUCAAAAUCGUCACUUUGCACGAAUACGCGAAGCAGAAUGGGUUGGGGGGCGCUGAGCACAAGGCAUCCAUGAACACGCCCUGGCGCGACGACGUUUUCGCCAAGCACAUCGCUCACAAAGGGCGCCGCACGUAUGAGUUGUUUUACGUCUUUGGCCCUGCGCCAAGAGAGCUUUAUGCCUUGUCCAGACUGCCACAACUGGCCGCUUUCUCGACCAUCGACCAGCGGAUAUCUACGACGCCUGGGGAGGGAGAUGCUGCAGUCGAGGCUUUCGUCACGACGUCUGACGGCUUGAUCAUCCCUUACCGGCUGGAGGGCAACCCGUCUCCAGGGGCGCCAACGCUAGCCUUCUCCAACUCCUUGCUCACUUCGAUGCAUAUGUGGGACCCGCUUGUUGCCAUUAUCAAGGCAGCACGCCCUGACCUUCGAAUCCUGCGGUACGACACUCGUGGUCGGAACGAUGUGCCCUCUCCGCCCGUGCCCGCCGACCUCGAGAUGCUCAGCGAUGAUCUUGCCACCCUUCUCUCGGCUUUGCGCAUAUCCAAGCUCCACGCCCUAGUCGGCGUUUCGAUGGGCGGUGCUACCACGCUCAAAUUUGCCAUCAAAUACCCUGCCCUUCUAGACAAGUUUGUGGCUUGUGAUUUCAAUGUUGCCUCGAGCGACGCCAACACAGCGGCUUGGAAGGACCGGAUUGCUGUCGCUGAAGGGCCCGACGGUGGCAUCCGGAAGCUGGCUUGUCAAACUGUUGAGCGGUGGUUCCACCCCCACACCAUGAUUCAGAAGAAGGAUGUUGCAAACUGGAUGACAGACAUGGUUGCUGCCAACAGUGUCCAGGGGUUCAGGUAUUCUUGCCAGGCGCUCUGGGAUUAUAACAUGCGCGAUGAAAUGAAGGGUAUCGAAGUCCCCGGGUUGUUGAUUGUUGGCGAAGGUGACGGAAAAGGGGCUCUGGUGAAGGCUAUGGAGGGGUUCAGGGGGUCACUGGGUCGCAGUGGUGCCGACCUCAAGAUUGUGCCCCAGUCUGGGCAUCUUCCCAUGUCCGAAUCGCCUGCUGAAUUCUGGAAUGCUAUUACCGCCUUUCUAUAG
Chaetomium globosum CBS 148.51 is the source of this 1629-nucleotide messenger RNA. RefSeq lists its product as uncharacterized. The coding region runs from base 1 to 1629 and encodes 542 amino acids. The transcript has a single exon. Lineage: Eukaryota; Fungi; Ascomycota; Sordariomycetes; Sordariales; Chaetomiaceae. The record is from RefSeq and is a predicted model, not a curated record.